Punica granatum (pomegranate) is the source of this 1560-nucleotide messenger RNA. The record is from RefSeq and is a predicted model, not a curated record. NCBI's taxonomy places the organism in Eukaryota, Viridiplantae, Streptophyta, Magnoliopsida, Myrtales, Lythraceae.
CCUCUCUCUCCCUCUCUCUCUCUCUCUCUCUACUCUCUCUCCAUGAUCUUUCGUAUUAUUUGCGGCAGGUUACUGUGCUUGCUCUCCCCCCCAUCAGUUCCCUCUCAAAAGCUGUGCUCUUGAAAAGAACUUUUUCCUCGCACUCAAUCAGCAGCAGCAGCAGCAGCAGCAAAAAAACCCAAUCCCCUUCCCUCAUUCUCCUCCCAAACCCCUGCGGAUCUCUCAUAGUUCCGAGCUUGAAGUGGGUUUGAAGCUCGAAGUUGCUGCUGUAGCAGUCCUUGAUGUGUAGACCCGCACAAUGCGUGUGGCAGAAAUUGAGUUUCCUCCACUGGGGACAUCACUGAUGCCAAUGAAUUCCAAAUCAUAGCACCUGACAGCCCCUUUGACUUCAGGAAGAGAUUGGAAUUGCAUUUGAGAUGAGCAGUGAGACAUUUUCACCCAAUCGAUUCCAUUCUGAGUGUGCCUAGCCUCUGCAACUGCUGAUAAUGGCAACACCUUGAUGCCAGAAUUGGUGGGCUCUUGCUCUCCACCCCAAACCAGUUCUCCAUUUCUCCGCUAAAUCUAGCAGUUUUUGGGAAGUAGCUAGCGUUGCAGUGCUGGAGAGGGGAAUUCUCGUUGGGUCGUCAACGUCAAGCAUUGAUUUGGGCCUUCUGUCGUGAGUUUAAACAUCCACUGGUGGGAGGGGUCAUAUAUUGGUGUUUUACCGGGAUCGCAUCGAAAUGUUGGAGGAGCCUGACAUUAUGUCGCGGGUUCUCUCGCCUUUCCGAGAGGAGAGUGGGGACGAGGAGCUCUCCGUCCUCCCAAGGCACACCAAGGUCAUCAUCACCGGCAACAACAGGACCAAAUCGGUGCUCGUUGGCCUUCAAGGCGUCGUCAAGAAGGCUGUCGGACUCGGAGGCUGGCACUGGCUGGUUCUUAAAAACGGGAUCGAAGUUAAGCUGCAGAGGAACGCGCUGAGCGUGUUGGAACAUCCCUCUGGAAACGAUGAAGAUGAUGAUAUCUAUUUGGAUUCCAGCAGUGGGUCCGACACUGGAGUCAAGGAUCACAAUUUUCCAAGUGCCAUUAACUUCCCGAAAAUCAGCAAGCCCCGGGUUCGUCACACUAGACCCUGGUCCACAUCUCCAUCUGCUAAGCCCAUGAAUCGUGGAACGUACCGAGACGUACAGUCAAUAAUUCAAUCUCCUCAUCUGAAGGUGAACUUGCUGAAACUCGGGACAGACUCGCUUUGGAGAUACUGCAAGCACUACAAACUUGUGGGUUUGAAUUCUAGCACGCCAAGGGAAGAGAUGCUUAAUGCCGUCCAGCGCCACUUCUCAUUACAUCAGAGGUUGAGCGAGACCCAAGUGAUUAUGAACUUUGUUCGGGCCGCCAAGAAAUUGAAAUCAGGCUGAUGCGAUGCAGUAUCAGGAUUGUUCCACCGCGUGGCUUUGUACAGCUCGUACAGACAUUUAACACUCUUAACAUCUCCAGUGAGUGACUCCAAUUGUAGAGACUUGAGACUAACUCGACUUGUUCGAGAGAAUGGUUUUUAUAUAACAGCCAUUUUCGAUCUUACCCCGA